Molecule: messenger RNA, 477 nt
Organism: Rotaria socialis
Lineage: Eukaryota; Metazoa; Rotifera; Eurotatoria; Philodinida; Philodinidae
Source: the annotation of a GenBank genome assembly
AUGGUUUAUUUACGAUUUCAUUUGCUUAUAUUAGUACCUUUCUGGUCGUUGAUCACGGCUAUUUUAUUUGUUCUCAUGUUUUUCUCUCAAAUAAUAUCGUCAUCGAAAUUCGACCAUCAACCAUUGACUAUUGUCAAAUCUAUUGAUGAUUAUUUUUGUCAGAAUUAUGUAUUAACUUGUUUUUUUCGUCAGCGAUACCAUCAAUCGAUUGUUCAACAACAAGAUAAUGUUUGUAAAUCGUUUCUAAUUCUACGUUCAUGUCUUUACAAUGACAAUGAUUCAAUACGUAUGUGUCAUCAAACUACACUUAACAGAGUUAAAUCAGUUCUUACUAAUGAAACCCCGAUGUAUUGUUUAACUUCAUCGUUAUAUAAAAAUCUUCAAAUACAAAAUCUACGCUCGAGAGCAACAUUACCUAAAACAGCUGUACAUUGGCAAAUAUUUGUGUUAUUGUUUAUUAUUCAUUUCUAUUUAUAA